AUGCUCUCAGUCCAGCCAGACACCAAGCCGAAAGGUUGUGCUGGCUGCAACCGUAAGAUUAAAGACCGGUAUCUUCUAAAGGCCCUGGACAAAUAUUGGCAUGAAGACUGCCUGAAGUGUGCCUGCUGUGACUGUCGCCUGGGGGAGGUGGGCUCUACCUUGUACACCAAAGCCAACCUGAUCCUUUGUCGCAGAGACUAUCUGAGGUUAUUCGGCGUUACAGGAAACUGUGCUGCCUGCAGUAAGCUCAUACCCGCUUUUGAGAUGGUGAUGAGAGCUAAGGACAACGUUUAUCACCUGGACUGUUUUGCAUGUCAACUUUGUAAUCAGAG
Tauraco erythrolophus (red-crested turaco) is the source of this 332-nucleotide messenger RNA. Lineage: Eukaryota; Metazoa; Chordata; Aves; Musophagiformes; Musophagidae. The record is from RefSeq and is a predicted model, not a curated record.